Messenger RNA from Cladocopium goreaui, 996 nucleotides. The record is from the annotation of a GenBank genome assembly. NCBI's taxonomy places the organism in Eukaryota, Dinophyceae, Suessiales, Symbiodiniaceae.
AUGGAGGUGGAAGACACGGUGCCGGAGGAGGCGGAGGAGGAGAAGAAGCCAGCAAAGGCAAAAGCAAAGGCCAAGGCUGCUGGAAAAGCAAAGGCAAAAGCCAAGGCCAAAGCCAAAGGCAAGGCGAAGGCAGCUUCCAAGGCUAAGGCAAAAGCAAAAGGUAAGGCCAAGGCAAAAGCCAAAGCCAAAGCCAAGGCUGAAGGCGAUGAAGCCCAGGAAAAACCCAAGAAGGCUCCGAAGGAAAAAACGGUGAGCCUCCGCAUGAAGGUCCAAACGCUUCUGGAGACUCGUGAUAUCGAGGAGGUCAUGGCAGAGAUCCGUGCAAAAGUCGCGGCCUGCAAGGAAGCCGUGGAAGAAGCGGAAGGUGCAGAGAAGUUGCUGGAUCAACAAGAGGAGGAGGUCAGGGAGUCCGUUGCUGAGACCUCAAAGAGGGUACAGGAAGCAGUUCAUCGCGAGGACGUUGCUUUAGAGAAGCUAAAGGCAGCUACAACUGCCAGGGCUGCAGCCGCUUCGGAGACUCACAAGGCAGCUGCUGGCCGUGGAGAGAUUGAGAAGACAGUGAAAGUUCUCGAGUUGCACAUGGAGGGCAAUCAGAAGCUCCUGGAACUUGAGCAGAAGAAAAAGGAGGCUGCUGAAGCUCUUGAAGCAGCAAAGAAGGCAGCUGAGGAGGCGAAGAAACGAGAGAAAGAAUUGGCCGAGGAAAGCAAAGCUGCACUGCAAGAGCAGAAGACAAAAGCAAGUGAGACCUUGAAGGGUCUCAAAGCCAUCCAGACACCAGAGGAAAAGGAAGAGCUGAAGGAGAAAAAGGUUCAGGAGAAGCAAGAGAAGAAAGCUUUAGCAGCUGAGUUGGCCCAGAUUGAAAGAAUGCGCCAUGAACGCGAGAAAGAACGCCAGCAGAGACUGAAACAGGUUGCAGGAAAAAGCAAGGCCAAACGCGAUGGUGGGCUGCCUGCCAAGUCUGCGAAGGCCGCGCGCCUGAUCCGAGACCUGGACUAG